AUGUUAAUACAGUUCAUUCCUAAGAUUCGUGGUUUUGCCGUAACGGAAAUCAACAUGCCUCAAUUCAUCCAAUACGCUGGAUAUAUUCCCUACAACCAAUCUCAAACCUGCGUAAUUCUAAGCCAAGUGCUAGCAGGUUUCUUCACCCAAUUUUAUCUCCGUAAUUAUCGACCAAAUAUCUUCAAAAACUAUUCGUACUUGAUUACUGGAGCUUGGGAUGGUGCGAGUUAUACCGUGCUUUUCAUUCUGAGUUUUGCAGUUUUUGGAGCCGGUGGAUUUGCGGCACCAUUCCCAUCAUGGUGGGGAAAUAAUAUUAAUGGUAAUUAUGAUCACUGUCCUAUUGCGGAGUAG
Botrytis porri is the source of this 351-nucleotide messenger RNA. RefSeq lists its product as uncharacterized. The record is from RefSeq and is a predicted model, not a curated record. The coding region runs from base 1 to 351 and encodes 116 amino acids. The transcript has a single exon. NCBI's taxonomy places the organism in Eukaryota, Fungi, Ascomycota, Leotiomycetes, Helotiales, Sclerotiniaceae.